Bradysia coprophila is the source of this 1938-nucleotide messenger RNA. It is a transcript of the gene HisCl1, whose product is annotated as Histamine-gated chloride channel subunit 1. The record is from RefSeq and is a predicted model, not a curated record. Gene Ontology annotation, biological process: monoatomic ion transmembrane transport. Gene Ontology annotation, molecular function: extracellular ligand-gated monoatomic ion channel activity; transmembrane signaling receptor activity. Gene Ontology annotation, cellular component: membrane. Lineage: Eukaryota; Metazoa; Arthropoda; Insecta; Diptera; Sciaridae.
UAGUGCAUGUGAAAAUUUCAGUCGUUGUAAAAUAUUUUGUCGCGCUGCAAUCUGUGAUGCAAAUUGCACAUUUUUCGGUUUUUUAACGGAUGUCUGAAACUAUGAAAAUUCGUAAAAUUGAUCUUUAUGCUAGACAAUAAGCGGGCCUAAAUAAUUUUCGUCAACGUUACAAACAUGGAAACGGAUAUCGUUGUGUUGGAGUUACUAAAAAUUUGUUCGUGACACAAGAACCGAAUAAAAUAUACGGCAAAGUGAAUAAAAACGAAUUAAUGUCAUUAAACGAGGGUGCAUUAGCAAAAAAAGAUUAUUUUAUGUUGGCAUUUUAUUCUUGAUUUUAUUGCUUUUCUGUAAUUGAAUUAGUAGCCAAUUUAAAUUCAUUUUUCUUCUACUAUCGAAACUAUCGAAAUGAAGUCAACUUUGAAUUAAUUCAAAUUUAAACUGUGUCAAAUUUUCUAAACGUUACAACGGACAGGUCGCGUAAAAGUAUUUCACGAUAAGUAAAAUUUAAAAAAAAUAUUAUUAAGCCGCAUGCAACCAUAAAAAGUUAUGAUAUGGAUUGACGAUCGUGUUAUAAAAUCCAGAAACUCAUUCAGGAAAAUAACAAUCGUCCGGAUCGUAUUUGGUUAUAUAAUGAAAUACUCAGCAAAAUUUCUAAGUAUUUUGCUGUGUUUCGUAUUCGACUCAAUCACAAUGGGAUAUACAUCGCAUGUUUACAGCAAUGAAACGACGGGCUAUGGAGAACUCGUCCAACGUUUUGAAGCCAGUUUAUCACUAAGUGACAUUUUGCCUAAACCAUCUCGUCAAUACGACAAAAAUCGAGCCCCUAAAUUAUUGGGUCAACCGACAGUUGUAUAUUUUCACGUUACAGUCCUAUCUUUGGAUUCAAUAAAUGAAGAAUCGAUGACUUAUGUAACUGACAUAUUUCUGGCUCAAACAUGGCGUGAUCCGCGCUUACGAUUACCGGAAAAUAUGAGUGAAGAGUACCGAAUAUUGGAUGUGGAGUGGUUGCACAGCAUUUGGAGACCAGAUUGUUUUUUUAAAAAUGCCAAAAAAGUUACGUUCCAUGAAAUGAGCAUACCGAACCAUUAUCUGUGGCUGUAUCAGGACAAAUCGUUAUUAUACAUGUCAAAAUUGACACUAGUUCUAUCAUGUGCCAUGAAAUUCGAGUCAUAUCCUCACGAUACUCAAGUCUGUUCCAUGAUGAUUGAGAGCUUGUCACAUACGGUGAAAGAUCUUGUUUUCAUUUGGAAUAUGACUGACGCACUGGUUGUGAACGAAGAUAUCGAACUGCCGCAACAGGACAUAUCGAGCAAUUAUACGACGGAUUGCACAAUUGAAUACUCCACAGGUAAUUUUACCUGUCUUGCAAUUGUUUUCAAUUUGCGACGACGUCUCGGCUAUCACUUAUUCCACACCUACAUUCCGUCUGCAUUGAUUGUGGUGAUGUCAUGGAUAUCGUUUUGGAUAAAACCAGAAGCAAUUCCGGCUCGUGUUACUUUAGGCGUAACUUCUCUUCUAACAUUAGCCACCCAGAACACGCAGUCGCAAAAAUCCUUACCACCAGUUUCAUACGUGAAAGCUGUUGAUAUUUGGAUGUCAUCAUGCUCGGUAUUCGUCUUUCUAUCACUCAUGGAAUUUGCAGUGGUAAACAAUUAUAUGGGUCCAGUUGCUACGAAGGUGAUGAAAGGAUAUUCGGACGAAAACUUAAACGAAGCUAACAAGAGUGGAGAUCAUAGGCCAUCGGUGGCACCCCAAUACGAUACGUUUUGCAAUGGACGAGAGACCGCACUGUACAUCGACAAGUGUUCACGAUUUUUUUUCCCAUUGUCAUUUUGUAUUUUGAAUGUUGCAUAUUGGACAACAUUUUUAUAAAUUUCAAAACGUGAAGCUAGUUUGUAUGACGAAAGCAUUAAAUGAACAACUUCGACCUGUUCUUCA